Messenger RNA from Eurytemora carolleeae, 952 nucleotides. RefSeq names its product heart- and neural crest derivatives-expressed protein 2. The transcript has a single exon. The record is from RefSeq and is a predicted model, not a curated record. Bases 17 to 703 code for a protein of 228 amino acids. NCBI's taxonomy places the organism in Eukaryota, Metazoa, Arthropoda, Copepoda, Calanoida, Temoridae. Gene Ontology annotation, molecular function: protein dimerization activity.
CCAUACAUGUAACACCAUGGACGAGCACUAUCCAGGACUGGAACUAAACAAGACGGGGUAUGUGGACUGCAACUUUAACUGGACGAAUAUUGAUCUAAGCCCGGAUGAGCGUGUAGGAGUAUACCAGGAGGAAUCUGGUUACCACGAAGUUGCAGAUAUUUCACAAAAUGAGAUUUAUCAGUUUGAUGUCUCCUCUCACAACACAGUGUUUCCUAACACAACCUACAGCUAUGAAUCGAACCCUGUACCUGGUCAGGUGGAGUUGACCCCUCAGCUACCCCCGCCCGACUACCCCCUCCAAUAUACUCCAGGUCCUGCCGAGUAUACGCCUCCUUCAAAAAAAGGCAAAGGAGGACGGAAAAAAAGUCUCCGACCUCCGUCCCCAUCCAUCCUCAAGCUCCGAAGAGAAGCGGCAAAUGCGCGUGAGCGUAAACGAAUGAAUGGUCUAAACGAUGCGUUUGAACGGUUGCGCGAAGUUGUUCCAAAUUUAACAACAGAACAGAAAAUGUCUAAAAUUGAAACUCUACACAUGGCUCAGACCUAUAUCAAGGCACUGGCAGGGCUGAUAGAUCGGGAGGAGAAAAGGGAGAGAGGAGAACCCUACCUGGAGUCAGAAUCCUACUCUGCUCUCGAGCUUGGGACGAAUUACUCCGAUAUUAAGGAUGAAUUAGAGGGUAGUGAUCAUUCAAUACUCCCAGAGUAAAACCAAUGAUCAGAAAAGAUCUUGUUUAAGAAUCUUUUUUUCUUGAUGGACCAUCAAAUUUUGUCCUUUCGUUCUGGUAAAGAUAGGACGGUAGUUCUCUAUAUUUGUCCUGUAGGACCACUAGUCCAAGAAGUAAAUAACAGACCAAAUCUUUAUUUACUUUUUCGAUCAAAUUUAACUCUAUCUGUGAUAUUGUUUAUAUCGUAUUUACAUAAUUUACAUAACAUUGUUAUUUUGUGCAAUAUUUAG